Styela clava is the source of this 1191-nucleotide messenger RNA. RefSeq names its product anaphase-promoting complex subunit 10-like. NCBI's taxonomy places the organism in Eukaryota, Metazoa, Chordata, Ascidiacea, Stolidobranchia, Styelidae. Gene Ontology annotation, biological process: anaphase-promoting complex-dependent catabolic process; protein K11-linked ubiquitination. Gene Ontology annotation, cellular component: anaphase-promoting complex. The record is from RefSeq and is a predicted model, not a curated record.
AACAUUGUUUUCUAACAACUAUUGAAAGGGAACAAUCCAAUUUUACGUAUAGGAUGUCGUUGAAAAUGUGUUUCCAGAAGCAUUUGAGCAAAAAGCAUUGCAAGAGGAGUCAUCUCGUAUCUUGCGAUUUAGAGGUCCAUUUUAGUAAUGAAAUUUCUUGUAUAACCGCGUCCUGCAUAAUAUUUUGUUAAUCGAUACUAGCCCCUUUUCACCCAAUGUAUAUAUGACGUAAAGCGUUAGGAUUCUUGGCGAAGAACUUUAAAUAGUGGAAGAUAAUGUCGUCGGAUGAUGACAAUCACGCCAAUACAACUUUUGAUAUUGGACCUGUUGGAUAUGAAAUAGUGGGUGAUAUAAAAAAAGUUAAUGAUGGGAGUAGUCGAGAGAUAGGAGAGCGGGCUGUUUGGUCAGUUUCUUCUUGUAAACAAGGCUAUGGAGUUACAUUGUUGAGAGAUGACAAUCUUGAAUCAUAUUGGCAGUCCGAUGGCACUCAACCGCAUAUGGUCAAUGUCCAGUUCAGACAGAAGACAGAUAUUGGUUGUGUGGCGAUUUACACAGACUAUAAAUCAGAUGAAAGCUACACACCAAGUAGAGUGUCAUUUAGAGUGGGCAAUCAUUACCACGACCUGAGAGAAAUUGAGCAAAUAUACAUGCAAGAGCCGUGUGGCUGGGUUGUGGUAAAGCUACAAGACAAGAUUCAUCAAAAGCCAAUCCGGGCCUUUAUAUUGCAAGUGGCAAUAUUGCAGAAUCAUCAAAACGGUAGGGAUACUCAUCUGAGACAAAUUAAAGUAUUUUCAUUCAAUGGUAUACGGAAGCAGUUUGAUCCAACAUUGCCUAUGGGGCUUACGUCGCAGCAAUUUUCAACUGUGGAAUGCAGCAUGUUCAACACCAUAAGGUGAACAGAGAAAAGCUAUCUGAAUGUUGGACCACCAGAGAAAAAAAGAUGGAGGACCACAACAAUGUGGGCGAAAUUUCAAUCCUGAAAUGAGAACAGCCGCUUUUAUUAUGAUGCAAACUGGGAAGGACGAGACUAUAAAAACAAGUUGAAUAUACUGUCUGUCAUCAUUUGUUGGUGAUAUUUUGAUAUAUUCAGCAAUUACAGUCAAGACUGUUUUUUUGAAUUUAUUGCAAUGAAAAGGACAUGACCACUAAAAACGUAAAAACAAGAAUUGUGAAAUAUACUACUUUAAGUUA